Penaeus indicus is the source of this 930-nucleotide messenger RNA. Its product is annotated as tiggy-winkle hedgehog protein-like. The transcript has 6 exons. Gene Ontology annotation, biological process: protein autoprocessing; intein-mediated protein splicing. Lineage: Eukaryota; Metazoa; Arthropoda; Malacostraca; Decapoda; Penaeidae. Bases 1 to 930 code for a protein of 309 amino acids. The record is from RefSeq and is a predicted model, not a curated record.
AUGUCUCUUCCAGACAGUGAACCAGUCAACAUAACAUUUGUACAAGAUCACGGGAACAACUGGGAAGCCUCGGUGGAUUUCCUUCGGCGCGAAGGAAGCCCCCGGACCACCUGCAGAAGCCGUGGCCUGUGCAAGUGCUUCAGCAAAUUGACUCGGAGGGCCUUCUGCUGCGACUGCCUGGGAGGACCCUGCUUCCCUGGGGACUCGACCGUGCUUACGCCUUCGGGACUCGUGUCCCUGGAUCGCCUUUCCGUCGGGGACCUCGUUCUUGCAGGCGACAAUGACAAGGGCGCGACUUGGAGUCCGGGCGUUGCAUGGCUGGAUCGUCGGCCACAGGUCGAGGCCCAGUACCUCACCCUCGCCACUUCAGCUGGUCCUCGACUCACUCUCUCAUCCUCACAUGUCCUCCUCGACGCACAAAGACCCCGCCUGACUUCAAAAUUUGCCAGCGAAGUCAAAGUAGGGGACGUGGUCGUAGCGUUAGGCGAAGACGGCGUGGAGAACCCUUCACCUCUCCGGACUGGCGAAAGCAGCUCAAGGCGACUUUCCCCUGCUAAUGUGACGGAGGUUAUCCCUGUUAUCAAGAAAGGUGCCUAUGUGCCUCUGACAAAAUCUGGCACCAUCUUCGUAGACGGCGUCCUGGCCUCAUGCUACGCUUCAGUGACCCAUGACCUAGCCCACGCUGCCCUUUCCCCCGUCAGGUGGGCCCCUGAGUGGGUUGUCGGGGGGCAGCGGGAGGGAACCAUGCCCUUUGUUAGUCUCCUGAAGUGGGUUGCCAGGUGGUUCGUGCCCCGCCACCUCCGUGCUCCAAAGGACACUUCCGUGACUGUGAUUGUGCCCAUAGAGGGUAGGAUGCCGCCUCUCAAUACCAUGUCGGGGAUACUUACUGGCCUCGGCGCUGCGGUUCAGCUGAUGAUCACUUCUGUGUAA